Molecule: messenger RNA, 921 nt
Organism: Triticum aestivum (bread wheat)
Lineage: Eukaryota; Viridiplantae; Streptophyta; Magnoliopsida; Poales; Poaceae
Product: splicing factor U2af large subunit A
Exons: 5
Coding region: 128-628 (166 amino acids)
Source: RefSeq, a predicted model, not a curated record
UUGACAAGAACAGCCCAAAUUCCCCGUCUCCACCCAGGGCCGGGGCGAUCUCAUUUUAAUCCCACGCGAUCCGAUCGACCAAGCUGCUCAUGAACAUACGGAAUCGCCGCCGCCGCCGCCGCGUCUCAUGGCCAACCACGGGGAUCUCUCCCCGCCGACCGACAGCCGCUCCCAGCAGCAGCCGAUUCCAGUCUUGUACCAGUCACGGUACGCCAAAACACCUGAGGGCACUCCGCUUUCCUUUGUGCUCCACUACACGCCACUUCCUCCAAGUACUGCCACUCCUCCGAGCCCCGUGCACGAAGAUGGAGCCACAAGGGUGCUCUGUUUGACCCGCAUGUUUUCACCCGAUCGGCUCGCGGACGAUGUGUAUUACCGCAACUUCUGCUGGUGGAUGACGGUAGAAGUGCGGAGACACGGUGGUAAACUGGUGAGAGCCGUGGGCCCACGGCCUGACCCCAGCGGUGCUCCGGUCCCCGGAGUUGGCAAGGUGUUUCUCGAGUACGCGGAUCUCGACAGCUCAACACAUUCAAAGACGAUGUUGCACUUGACGUGGUUUCGCGGGAGGCAGGUGAUUGCCGUGUUCUACCCUGAGGACAAGUUUGCUGAUGGCAACUACGACGGAUAAAACGUGAUUAUUCCCCUGUGUGUGGCUUUUACGCUCGAUAUGCUGUCAAUGACAUUGAGCUAUGGGCUCGCCGGUUUUGCUGUCCUCACCGCAGUAAUGUUGCUUGGAACCAUGGGUCAGCCGCACCUAUACUCGGUGCCGUACAUCGGCUCACAUCAUGUUCGGGGAUUUGUGCCUAACGCCCAUAAUAUUUUAUGACAAGAAUCAUCAACCAUUGUUUAAUAGCCCUAGUGUUCCUAAUAAACCUACUGCAUGGAGAGUGCCAUAAGGAAUAAAAUAGAAACUUUGCAUCA